AUGGAGAAUAGAUACGAAGGAGGCUAUGGCCAUGCGGCACCCAGCACGGACGGUGGCAAGGUGUUCUGCAUGUUCUACGCACUGCUGGGCAUCCCGCUCACGCUCGUCAUGUUCCAGAGCCUAGGUGAGCGCAUCAAUACCUUGGUGAGGUACCUGCUGCAUCGUGCCAAGAGGGGGCUGGGCAUGCGGCAUGCCGAGGUGUCCAUGGCCAACAUGGUGCUCAUCGGCUUCGUGUCUUGCAUCAGCACGCUGUGCAUUGGCGCCGCUGCCUUCUCCUACUAUGAGCGCUGGACCUUCUUCCAGGCCUACUACUACUGCUUCAUUACACUCACCACCAUCGGCUUCGGAGACUACGUGGCGCUGCAGAAGGACCAAGCGUUGCAGACGCAGCCGCAGUACGUGGCCUUCAGCUUCGUGUACAUCCUCACGGGCCUCACGGUCAUUGGCGCCUUCCUCAACCUCGUGGUGCUGCGAUUCAUGACCAUGAACGCCGAGGACGAGAAGCGCGAUGCAGAGCAUCGUGCGCUGCUCACGCACAACGGUCGGGCGGGUGGCCUGGGUGGCCUGAGCUGCCUGAGCGGUAGCCUGAGCGACAGCAUGCGGCCCCACGACCCAGCCACGUGCCCGGCGGCCGCGGGUGGCAUGGGCGUGGGUGGCAGCGGCUUCCCCAAAGAUGUCUACGCCGAGGUGCUGCACUUCCAGUCCAUGUGCUCGUGCCUCUGGUACAAGAGCCGCGAGAAGCUGCAGUACUCCAUCCCUAUGAUCAUCCCGAGGGACCUCUCCACGUCCGACACGUGCGUGGAGCACAGCUUCUCGUCACCGGGAGGCGGUGGCCGCUACAGCGACACGCCCUCGCACCCCUGCCUGUGCAGCGGGACGCAGCGCUCGGGUAUCAGCUCGGUAUCCACGGGCCUGCACAGCCUGGCUACCUUCCGCGGCCUCAUGAAACGCAGGAGCUCCGUGUGAAACAGCCAGGCCUGCAGCACCUGUGAGCCAGCAGGGUGGGGGUCCUGCCUGCAGAAGCCGCAGGAGUUGACCAGGAGGCCCCCCCAAAGACGCCUUCGGGCCCCGUGGGAAGUCCCAGCCCACUACCACCACAACCUCUAUUCUUCCCCAGGCCCUUAUCUCCAACUGUGCAGGCUUGCACCAGCCAGCAGGAGGCCGGGCUCUGAGGACCCCUGGAGCCCCUA
This is a messenger RNA of Cricetulus griseus (Chinese hamster), 1190 nucleotides long. The record is from RefSeq and is a predicted model, not a curated record. NCBI's taxonomy places the organism in Eukaryota, Metazoa, Chordata, Mammalia, Rodentia, Cricetidae.